This is a messenger RNA of Peronospora matthiolae, 303 nucleotides long. The record is from the annotation of a GenBank genome assembly. NCBI's taxonomy places the organism in Eukaryota, Oomycota, Peronosporomycetes, Peronosporales, Peronosporaceae.
AUGAAGGUCGAGAACAGAGACAUGUACCGGUAUUUUCUGAUCAACUGCGUGAGACCAGCUAUCAAGAUGAAUACAUUGUGGGGGGACAGACACGAUAUCAUCGUGUCUGUAUCGCACGUCUUCCCUGACGACGACGAGAUUAUCGCAGAAUGGCACAGCGACGGGUGGGAUGUACACCCACGGUUACAGCCUACUAACUUCCCCGACUACCAAGUGCUCGACUUGGGGUACUUACGCGCCAUCCGAAGCCUUCAGUACGAGCAGAAAAUUACGGCAAUGAUGGCUCAACUGCAGAGUUCAUAG